AUGGACUUGUGCGAAACGGAAACAGGCUUCCCCGACUCGGCCGACUCCUCCUUUGCUGAGUUGACCGAGGCCUGUGACUCGGUCUUUGAGCCGCUCUCAGCGACGGAGCCGCCCUCGUUGCCGGUGGCCGCGUCGGAGAGGCUUUCCUCGGUAGCGCCGCUGGACGCCGAAGAGGAAGAGGAGCCAGCUGAAGAGGACGAGGAGCCAGAGCCGGCCGAGGAGGCGGAGGAGCUUCCAGAGCCGGCUGAAGAUGAGCUGCCCGACGAGGCGGCGGAGGACGAUCCACUGUGCGAAGCAGAGGACCCACUGCGCGAGGCCGAGGAGCCUGAAGAUGCAGAAGAUGAGGAGCUGCUUCGAGAGGCAGAAGCCGCCGAACUGCUGCCACCUUUCGACGAUCCAGAGGCGGCAGUGGAGGACUUGGAGGCCUUCGGAGGGCCGGCGCCGGCCGAGGACGAAUGA
This is a messenger RNA of Rhagoletis zephyria (snowberry fruit fly), 459 nucleotides long. The record is from RefSeq and is a predicted model, not a curated record. Lineage: Eukaryota; Metazoa; Arthropoda; Insecta; Diptera; Tephritidae.